Molecule: messenger RNA, 1215 nt
Organism: Protomyces lactucae-debilis
Lineage: Eukaryota; Fungi; Ascomycota; Taphrinomycetes; Taphrinales; Protomycetaceae
Exons: 1
Coding region: 300-1193 (297 amino acids)
Source: RefSeq, a predicted model, not a curated record
CUUCCAUUUGCUGCAGCCACUACAGUCAUCCUAAACAGCAUCUCUGAGGUGCUCAUGCGGCUUCAAACUUCCAGUUCUUUGUCGCUGACACUACUGAAUUUGCUGCAAAUCAGUUUUGUGCAGAUUCUCAGCACAGCCAAUGUUUCCAAGAUCGGUCGUUUGCAUUCGAAGUCCAACAAAGCAUUUAUCAUCCCGCGGGAGCCUCUUGUGCCGUUUCAGCGGCAGAGAAUCGUGGUCAGUGUCCUUAUGCGCCUUCGACAUGUGCUUGUCGUGUGGCUGUCCGGCUAGAAUCAAUUUCGAUGACCAAAAUCAUGCUCGGCACUAAUGGGCUGGUCUUUUACUUGUCACCGGAUCUCAGUCGUGCUACAUUGACAAAUCGCCCAUUCACAGACCAUAUAUAUCGCAAUUCGCAUGAAUGUGCUAUGGAUCAAAUGGCCGAACGCCUGAAGCCCUGGACGAGAGGCUCGAUCGUCUGGUUGAAGGAAGCUUCCGGGCCUGUGCUCGAACAAGAACACAUCCAGUGCCAAUCUUCGGCCAAGAAAUGUUACUGCGCUAAAGAAAAAAGCGUGAUGAGAGAGCGUCAACUCCGGCCUUGGAUGUGUGAACUUCACCCGGGGCGAGUCCGCAUUGAGCAAUGUCCAGUGAUAGGCUCCUCUCAAACACACGACACAGGUCAGUCGCAAUGGCUUUCAUCAUCCAAUUCCCAAGAUCAACGGCGCAAGUCGAAUCGUGGCAAGACUAAGGAAUUUGGUAAUGCGACACUUCCGCAGGAUCCUUUCCCUGACUUCGCAGAAACUCUCGAUGAGAUGAGUGAAUAUUUCAGUGUCUACCAAGAGCUGUGCGAGGCUUCAAAUCCGGAAGGACGGUCCACCUCAAAUCCAUCUUCGCAACCGGGUGCAAACAUUGGGCAAUGUUGGCCAAUACUACCUCUUGAUUACGGGUAUUUUUCAGCGGCCUAUAGUGGUGAGACUUCAGCCCUGGCUUCUGACCCAAACGCGCGACCUGCUUAUGAUCCAAGCUUUUUUCCGACUCACGACGCAAACACGCUUACAAGUGCAGCUCUAGAUCCAAACGCGGGAGCCUCUUCCAAUCCAGGCACAUCGUCGUACCCUGAUUAUGUGCGAACUGCGGAAGAUGAAGCAGCUUUUGAUGACUUCUACGACCGAAACAACUGGCCGGCAUCUUGGCGCUGAUGAAAGGCAAAAUUGAACUAUA